AUGGGCUCUGUUGACUCCGGGCCGUUCGAUGUGAAGAAAAUCGCCAUUAUUGGCGCUGGGCCUUGCGGUCUCUCAGCAGCAAGGUACCUCGUCGCACAGCAGGCCUUUAACUCAGUAGUCGUCUUCGAGCAGAAUCCUGAAGUGGGCGGCGUGUGGUAUUACAGUCGAGAGCCCACAUCCAGCCAACACGUCCCUCAAGUGAGCCCUUUCUGCCCUCCGGAUGCUCCGGUCAAAGACCAAGAUGGUGAUGCGCCGGUGUUUGCUUCGCCGAUGUAUCAACUCCUCAACACCAACAUCCCUUGGACCAUCAUGAAAUACGGAGACCAGGAUUUCCCCCACGAUGGACUUAUCUUCCCAUCCCGUCAAGUCGUCCAAGAGUACCUGGUUCAAUAUUCUCAAGACGUUCGACACCUUGUCCGCUUCUCAACACAGGUCAAGACUGUGUCACUUAGGCGGGAAGGGGACCACGACCGGUGGGAUAUCGAGACCGAGAACCUCCUCGAUGGUCAGAAAUCAAAGGACACCUUUGACGCCGUCGUGGUAGCCAACGGACACUACGCAACGCCGUUUAUUCCCGAUGUCAAGAACAUCAAAGAGUUUCACGCCGCUCAUCCCGGAGUAGUCUCCCAUGCAAAGACAUACCGCGUGCCCGAGGACUUCGCUGGGAAGAAGGUGCUGGUUGUGGGCAACGCCUCGUCAGGCCUUGACAUCGCAUCCCAAAUCAGCCGUCACAGCAAGAGUCCCCUGCUCCUUUCUGUACAUGAGCCUACUCCCGACGAGAAUUUGGAGCACAGCCGGGCUGAAGAGGUCCCAGCGAUAGAGGAAUUCCUUGUUGAGGAGAAGGGCGUCAAGUUCACCGAUGGAAGAGUUGAGAAGGACUUGGGCGCUAUCCUAUACUGCACAGGGUAUCUUUUCAGCUUCCCCUUCUUGGAAAGCCUGACACCGGGGCUGGUGUCGAACGGAGGGAGAGUGUACGGCUUGUACAAGCACCUGUUCCACAUUGACCACCCCACAUUGGUUUUCCCUGGUCUACCCAUUAGAGUUGUGCCCUUCCCCGUCUCUGAAGCACAGGCUGCUGUGUUCUCCAGGGUCUGGUCCAACUCUUUGACAUUGCCUUCCGUCAAAGAGAUGUCGCGAUGGGAAGAGGAGGAAGCUGAGAUACGGGGCAAAUCCUUCCACGUCUUCCCCAUGCUGGGCGACGCCGAACUUCUCGAUGAGUUUCACGACUGGGUCCAGAAGUCAAGUAGCAACAAGGGCAAGGAGCCACCAGUGUGGAACGCGGAGCAGAAGUGGGAGCGUACGAUUUACGUCGAGGCAAAGCUGAAGUUUGAGACCACAGGGCGCAAGGCAACGUCUCUCAAGGAACUUGGUUUCCCAUAUCAACCUCCAAGUGACGUCAACAAGCAGGAUAUUGUAUAA
Diaporthe amygdali is the source of this 1419-nucleotide messenger RNA. Its product is annotated as flavin dependent monooxygenase. The coding region runs from base 1 to 1419 and encodes 472 amino acids. Gene Ontology annotation, molecular function: N,N-dimethylaniline monooxygenase activity; NADP binding; flavin adenine dinucleotide binding. The transcript is spliced from 2 exons. Lineage: Eukaryota; Fungi; Ascomycota; Sordariomycetes; Diaporthales; Diaporthaceae. The record is from RefSeq and is a predicted model, not a curated record.